Messenger RNA from Caenorhabditis briggsae, 4932 nucleotides. It is a transcript of the gene Cbr-lsy-12, whose product is annotated as Protein CBR-LSY-12. The record is from RefSeq and is a predicted model, not a curated record. Gene Ontology annotation, biological process: regulation of DNA-templated transcription. NCBI's taxonomy places the organism in Eukaryota, Metazoa, Nematoda, Chromadorea, Rhabditida, Rhabditidae. The coding region runs from base 1 to 4932 and encodes 1643 amino acids. Gene Ontology annotation, molecular function: histone acetyltransferase activity. The transcript is spliced from 14 exons.
AUGAAAAUCGAGCCAGAAGAUGACUACUCUUACGAGGAGAAGGAAGAGGAACGGAGAAAGAAAAACUUGGAAGAUCUUCGAGCUUGUCAAUUGAAUAUGAAGAGAGUAGGCGGAGUUACUGACCGCCAUUUGCUGGAUCUGACAAAAGAAAAGACGUCCAGAGUCCAAAAUCAAGCAUACUUGGAAAUGAUGUCCCAAAGAGAAGGAUAUGGUCGAGAUCAAGGGACUAGUCAUGAAGCUCCAGACGUUCCGUUCGGCAAUGCUCCAUUGUCUCGUUCUUCGUUUCCCGUUGUUGCAACACACUCCGGACCAAUCAUGUCGUCAGACACUAGAACACGUAGCAGAAUCAAAGUCGAAAUAAAACAAGAAAUCGACGAUAUUCAAGAUUAUUUGGUCUCGAGUACAACUCAGACCCCAAAGCCAAAGGCUCAGAAGUCCAAAGCAACAGCUCCAAAGGCAACACCAAAAAAUCAAAAAAAAAAGAAAAAAAAAGAAGCCGAGGAGGAGGAUGCCUACAGACCUCCUCAUGCAUGGAAGAACAACACCCGGUAUUUAUACUUUGCUCCAGCUCCGGCGAGAAGAUCUGCGAGAUUGAUAAAAAAGGAGGAGGAUGCGAUACAGAAGAAACUCCAAGGAAUGAAGAAGGAAAUUGUUGCCCAAGAUUUAUAUCCAAAUUUGGAUGUCAUCCCGUCUCCACCUGAUUUCAUCCCAUCUCCGCAAUCAAAUGAACUACAUGAGGAUCUUGCUUCUGCAGCUAUCAAUAAACAGAUUGACAUGUUUGUUGCGACUGGAGAGGCAAUGGAUCCGGAGGAUUUGAAUGAGAUUUUCGCUGGUUCGAUGUCAGUGAGCACUACAGAUCAUUCAAAACCUCAAUCAAAACGGGAAGAACACAAAAACCGGGAUUUCAAUCCCGCUACCCAGCAAAAUACUCUCCCACAGGAUAAUCGCUCCGAAGGCGACCAGCAAGAUCAGAUCAUGUCGACCUCAUCGAAACGCCGAAACACCAACAAUUCCCGAUGUGCGAGCUUACUCCAGGCAGAUCCUUCGACUUCGGCGGCAGCAAACACCGAAGAUCUGGACUCAGACGACGACGAGAUGUCGUCGGCCGGUGAUCCGUCGGAGCAGGCGAAGCGACCGCGGACGCCUAGAGGUCGUUAUUCUCCAGACGCUUCUCAGAAGAGAGCUCAUUCAAGAAUGAGUGCGUUGAGCAUAGAAACAAGCCGAAACACCGACCUAAAUGCUGAUGGAUCCGGUCCGAGCAGUAGUAGUGCUCUUUCCUGUGCACUGUCAACACCCGACCCAGAUCGACUGUCUUCGCAUAAAAGGAGAAAUGCUCCACCAUCAUCUGCUCGCUCAAGGAAACGACGAAGUCCAUCGGUACCGAUGUCACAGGAGGAACAGUCUGAGCUCGAUUCAGAUGACGAGCAAGAUCAAUCAGAGAUGGAAAGUCUGGCUAUAGUGACAGAUGAUCCAACUUAUAAGAUCACUCCUGAACACAAAUCGCGGUUUAAAGAAAUCAAAAAUAAUGUUUCAUUAGAUUACGAGUUUAAUAAAGGAGAGCUAGCUGAGCUAUACCGAUCGACGAAAGCUGAACAAGCACGACUCCCCGAGCAGAUUCAAUUCGGAAACGUCAUAAUGAAGACGUGGUACGGCUCGCCGUUCCCUGCCGAGUUUAUAAAUGUGAAGCUGUUGUACAUCUGCGAAUUCUGCUUUUUCUUCGCCCGAUCCGAUCAAAUCAUGCAGAAUCAUGCGAAAAAGUGCACAUUUCGAGCACCACCCGGAGUGGAAAUCUAUAGAAAAGAGGAUAUUUCCGUGUUUGAAGUCGAUGGACGCAUUCAAAAAGCCUACUGCCAAACGUUGUGUCUGAUUUCCCGGAUGUUUCUAGAGAGCAAAACAGUGUUCUACGAUACUGAACCCUUCUUCUUCUACAUUGUCACAAUCAACGACGAAGUCGGAUGCCGAUUCGCCGGCUACUUCAGCAAAGAAAAAUACGAGCCGGAUGUAAAUAAUUUGUCAUGUAUCAUGACACUUCCUAGGUAUCAAGAAAAAGGACUCGGGCGAUUUCUGAUAGAUGUGAGCUACGCGUUGUCACGGAAAGAAGGCUGGAAUGGAGGACCCGAGCAACCGCUGUCAGAUCUUGGAAAGAAGGCGUACGGUGGAUACUGGAAAACGGCGAUUGCUUGUUCGCUGGUGAAGUUCAAGGACGACAUUGAGUUCGGUGAUGGAAUCAGUUGUGGAGGUGGGAUUUUCAUUUAUUUUGAAAGCUUAAAAUUCAAAAUUCUUUCAGAUAUCGCAAAUGACACUGGUAUUCAUCCUCAUGACGUUAUGCUAGUUGUGUGUGGGAUGCAAUGGGGGAAGUUAAUGACUCCAGAAGGCAGUAAAGUCAGUUUCAUCGAAUGGAAUAUCGACUGGAAAGAUGUUCAUGCCAUUGAUGAGAUGAAGAAGAAGGGACAUGCAAUGAAGAUACAAUUUGAUGAAGACUACCUGGAUUGGGUUCCACGAAAAAUGCACCCAUCGAUGGAUGGAUUCCACGAGUUGUCCAAAGAGGAAAUAGCAGAGGACGAAGAGAGACGGAAGAGUCUUCAGAAGACACCAACAGUUGAUGAUUCAAUGGACACAGCGACGCCAACCAGCCUCUGCAUGCCGACAAGCUCCGUUAAGAAAGAACUGAGAAGCCGAGGACACAAUCGAAACACGAUCGGAAGAAAUCUUCAGCUCGAGUUGAGGAACAACAUCAAAGUUCCAGAAGGGAAAGAAGUCACCGACGAUGAGACGAAAGAGGAUUGCAUGAGAAAGAAGAAGAAAAAGAGUUUCUCGCGGUGUGAAGACAAUGCCUCUGCCAUAGAAAAACGUCGUGAUGACUCCCCAGACGAGGAUGAGCAACCUGGACCUUCUUCCAAGCCAGUUGCGAGACGUCAUCGAGGCAUUAGAGAUUUUCUAGAGCCAGCUCCCUCGACUUCUGAACGUAAAAGCGGUUCCUCAUCAGGAGGGCAUCGCAAACGAACUGGAGAUGUCAAAAUUGAUGACUCCGAAGAUCCGACCGACGACCCAGUAUCUUCUGAUGACGACGAUGACCGACCGUUUGGUGCAGUGGUGGCAAGCCAGAAAUUGAAAAAUGGAAUGGCUCGAAUGGCAAAGAAGGUGUCGAAGAAAAAGAAGUCAGUUUCUGGAAAGAAGUUUCCUCCGAAUUUCGGAGCUCGGCAGGAGAAGAAGGAACCUUCAGACAAGCCAGAGAUUCCUGGCCCGUCCGAAGGAGAAGACGUUUUGAUGGAGCAAGGCAAAGAAAAACAAGAGAAAGUGAAGAAGUCGGAAGAUGAAACCACGAAAGAUUUGAAUGGAGAGAAAUUAGAAGAUGUUGGAAUGGCAACGGCUAGUGAAGCAGAGGAGUUGCAUGAUGAUUUUCAUUUGAAUCAUAUGGAGGAGGAAUUGCCAAAAAACUACGACAUUGGAACACCCGAAUCCUACCACUCCACAGUUUCAAGUCGUGCCAACACGCCGCAACCUCAAAUAAUGACCCAACAAGUUCACUUCAGUGUAGACGAGAGUCAAUUUGAAGAUAACGAUGCUGCACCACCUCUUCUGGUUUCUGAAGUCAACAACUUGUCGGUUUCGGAAUCCGCAGAACCACUCGACGAUGGACCAUCCGACGCUCCGCCACUUGUUCAGAGCUCUUCGAUUCCCGGAGGAUACUCAUCGGAAGACGAUGAUGCUCCACCAAGACUCUCCCCUCAAUAUGGAAAGACGGAUGAAGAAGAAAUGAUUCCAGAACCCAGCACUGUAGAAAUUGAAGCCCCUGCUGCUCCUGUCCAACGUCAACAAUCGCAACACAACGGAAUGCACGUGGAUGAACCCUAUCGUGAUCCAAUGAGUGCUGGACCGUCCUCUUCUAUCCAGAUGACACCUCAAAUGAUGGCAAAUGGGCAGCCGAAUAUGAUUAAUACAACGCCCCAGCUACAACACUAUUCCACACCAACCUCUCAACAACAAACCACUCCAGGUUCUGGUGGCAUUCCAUCUUGUGGACCUGUCUACAGCCAUAGCACUCCUGAGCAGCAACAACAAUUCAUGAGUCCUCAAAUGGCUGGAAUGCCAGCAUCGGUCUCUUCAGUUCAUUCUGUACACAAUAGCAACUCGAUGGAAAUGGUUGGUGGGCCUCCGUCUCUUCAACACACUCCACAGCAACAGUAUGAUAUGGGAAAUUCCAUGGGACAAGUGAGAUUUGUUGUCUAUAAACGUUUUUUUCUAACUUUUCAAUUUUUUCAGAUGCAGCCGGAAAAUGGAGUAAUGGUCAAUGGAAUGUCGCAGAAUAUGAAUUCCAAUAUGGAUCAGCAGAAUCAAAUGAUGAUGCAACAACAGCAACAACACGGAUUCAACAGCCCCACACGUCCUGCGGUGGUUCCUCAGCAACCACAACAACCUCCUCAACAGCAGCAACAACCUCAGCAGAUCCCUCAACAACCCCCCGUUCCUGUGCCUCCAGCACCCGCUGUCACCAACGGUAGACGUCGUUCAGAAUCUGGCGCCAAUGCUGCCGGAGCUCGCAAGUCACGUCAACGCUCAACGGCCGCCGCUGCUCCAACCGUUCCACCAGUGGUUCCUGCAGCACAGAUGCCAUACAAUCCGAUGCAGAUGAUGCAACAUAUGCCAGUACACGGAUACUUUCCUUAUGGAUACCACGCCUAUCCACAAAUGCCAGAGAACGGGUUUGGCUACGGGUACGCCAAUGCCUAUGGAUAUCCGCCGGUAUUCAAUCCGAUGCCCCAGAUGGAUCCAGCCGUUUACCAACAGAGAUGGCAACAAAUGGCUGCGUUCAAUCAAGGACAAGUGCCAGCAGAUCAGAAUGGUGCUGCAGCGGCAGCCGCAGCCGCAAACUAUCAGUUCCCUCCUAGUGCAGCAGGCCAAAUGCCAUACUUUCAAAACAAUACUCGUUGA